Paramacrobiotus metropolitanus is the source of this 1962-nucleotide messenger RNA. RefSeq lists its product as uncharacterized. Lineage: Eukaryota; Metazoa; Tardigrada; Eutardigrada; Parachela; Macrobiotidae. The record is from RefSeq and is a predicted model, not a curated record. The coding region runs from base 551 to 1708 and encodes 385 amino acids. The transcript is spliced from 3 exons.
ACGAGCUACACUAUCUGCGAUCCUUGUUUGCUCGGUGCAGGCCGCAGGAACCUUGUACGUCAGCCCCUGCCCAACCGUGGAAAAGUAGUGAAUGCUCAUAAACUGGCCACAGCACACCGGUAGUUUUCACUUGAUUCUCUCUACACGAUGAUAUUGAGUCCUGUUUAGAUAUUAAAGCCGAUGAACGCUGUCUAAGCGGCGUUGUGGCCACGGGCCAGGCCACCUAUUCUGACCGGCUUACCAUAAGUGUAGCAUGGGUGCGCCUAUUUUUCAGAGGCUGUGCAUUCUAUUUCUAAACCUCCCUUUAGUCAGCAUUCUGUAUGCGUUUGCAUGGGACGCUAUAGAUAAAUUGGGUCUUGGAACUGGCCUCGUAAUAACCUGCUGCUUCACGCUUCCGAUAAUCGCCUGUAUGACUUGUCCGUGACCUUGCACCCCUUUCCAACCUCGUACAGUCGUUUGCUCGAAGCGCUGAAUAAACAAGCAAUUGUGAGAUGCUUUAAGAGCUCCGUUUUCCUAUCUACGCGAUCACAUUAAAUCCUGUUGAGAUAUUAUGGCUCACGCAGAAUCUGACGAGGAGCUGGUGGCAGUCUAUCCAACGGACACCAUGGACGGUGACCUUUCGUCACCUUCUCCCGACACCACGCGACCAGACCUCGACGCAGGCAUCGAUCCCAAGAAUACACUUUCCCGGAGAGGAUUUCUGGAUGUCUGUUUAGCGACCUGGUUGCGCGUUCUUCUCGACAAUCCGCUCAUCAUCAUUUCGACCGCGCCAAGUCUCGUCGCUGGACUUUCGGGCAACACCGGCGCGGCCAAGGUGCUGCUGUUACUGUUGGCCGUCUGCAUCGUAACCCUCUUAUCCCUCGUUCCGAUCCAGCCAAACGAAGAAGCCGGUGUACUGUAUCCCGUCAUCGCUCGUCUGGCCAAGUUGUUCGCCAUUUCCUACUGUUUGCGCGGAAUAUUCGACUUCAUGGCGUUGUGGUUGUUAGGACCAGCCCUGAUGGGCUUGGUCAGUCAAAUCCGAGACCACCGCCGCCAAAACCUGCCUCCGGCAUUGUCGACCUAUUUGGGGAUCGUGAGCUUUCUGGUCACUGUGCUGCUGAUCAUAAUGACGACCUAUGAAACGUACAUUUCCCUUGUGCUCGUUACCACGUUGAGUCCCAGUACCACGAAGAAGUUUGUUGUGUGGGAUGUCACUGAGCAACAAAAGAACUACAUCUGGACGGCCUUGUUCACUCUGGUCGACGUCUUGUCGACAUGCACCGCGGGCCUCUUCGCGGGCACCAUUAUGCUGUAUCUGUCAUUCUGCGUUACACCGCUGCUGCAAGAUCUUCGGCAACUCGAAGCGAUAUUUAUAGAAAGCGUCUGGACAUGGGACGCAGCACAAGUACUCAAGAUGAAGGACGAGAUUGUGCGCUGUUUCCGAAAGGAGCGGGCGCUGCUGCAGCUCUCCCAGAAAAUUAGCGAGGUUUACUCUUCGGUGCUGGGUGCGUGGCUUUUAUUGGAUGUGUUAAGCGUUGGCGCGUGCAUGGCUCGGUGGUUUGUGGGAGGGUACCAAGGGACGAUAGCGGUGGCGGGGGUGUGGACGGGCCCAGUGCGCUGCACGGUGCAUUUCGCGUUUGUUUUCUUUAUGGCAGUCCAGCCGCAUCCUAUGCUACGGCGCAAGCUGCAGGCAGACGUCUCGGAUGUUUUCCUUGUCGGGGUCCGCUGAUUUAGAGGUGGUUGAAGCGUUAGGUAUUUCCGGUCCGGCUUUAAGCGGAUUGCUGCGUUGCAUAGGCCGAUGAAUUCGUGAACUGACUGGAGAAGCUCAUUCUACUGCUUUUCUUAAGCAACGUUUUAGUUUAGCUAAUAUAUUAGGGAAACGCUCCGGCUGUGUUAAGCACAUUACCUUUUAACCCACGAGAAGAUAGAUUUUGGUUGGCUUCUUAAUGUUUUGAAUUUUAAUUGUCAAAUAGUGCCCGCGUC